Messenger RNA from Yamadazyma tenuis ATCC 10573, 3189 nucleotides. It is a transcript of the gene ISW2, whose product is annotated as DNA translocase. Gene Ontology annotation, biological process: nucleosome organization; regulation of transcription by RNA polymerase II. Gene Ontology annotation, molecular function: ATP hydrolysis activity; ATP-dependent chromatin remodeler activity; nucleosome binding. The record is from RefSeq and is a predicted model, not a curated record. Gene Ontology annotation, cellular component: chromatin; nucleus. NCBI's taxonomy places the organism in Eukaryota, Fungi, Ascomycota, Pichiomycetes, Serinales, Debaryomycetaceae.
AUGACAAGAAGCAAAAAUUCAAAAACUCCCGCCAUCACCAAGUCCAUUACCAAACCUCCUGGCAGAAAGAGCGUCAAUACUUUGAGCAAAUUUCGAUCCGAAUCCCACGAUCAGCGGCUCAAACGGUUCCUUCUCAGUACUGAUGCUGCCACCGCCAAAAAAAAUGAUGUCGAUGAUUCGACAGUGCGAUUUAAACAUUUGUUGGCCCUUACUCCGUUGUUUCGGUAUUUCAUAGAUUUGAGUGCCUCCAAAGAUGUGCUGUUCAAAAAAGUGAUUCGUCAGCUCGACAAUGAACACUCCAUUCAAUUGAAAGAUACGAAGAAGAGAAAGAGAAGAAAGACAGAAAAGGAAGAAGAUGCUGAGUUGUUAGAAGAGGAAAUACAUGUGGGAGAUGGUGACCAGGAGAAAACUGUGAUGGUUGAAACUCCCUCGUACGUGCAUGGCAAACUUAGAGACUACCAAAUCCAGGGUUUGAAUUGGUUGAUUUCUUUGUAUGAAAACAGACUCAGUGGUAUAUUGGCUGAUGAAAUGGGUUUGGGAAAGACCUUACAAACUAUCUCUUUUUUGGGGUACUUAAGGUACAUAAAGCACAUCGACGGUCCUUUCGUUGUGAUCGUGCCCAAGUCUACGUUGGACAACUGGAGAAGAGAAUUUGCCAAAUGGACUCCCGAAGUCAAUGUGGUGGUCUUACAGGGUAACAAAGAGCAACGUACAGACAUAAUGCAAAAUCAGCUUUUGACUGCAAAGUUCGAUGUGUUAGUUACCUCGUUUGAGAUGGUAAUCAGAGAGAAGUCUCAACUUAAGAAAUUUAAGUGGGAAUAUAUUGUUGUUGACGAGGCCCAUAGAAUCAAAAACGAAGAGAGUUCGUUAUCACAGAUAAUCAGAUUGUUUUAUUCCCGAAAUAGGUUGUUAAUUACUGGAACUCCAUUGCAGAAUAAUUUACACGAAUUAUGGGCGUUGUUGAACUUCUUGUUGCCGGAUGUGUUUGGUGAUUCUGAAGUUUUCGACGAAUGGUUCGACAACCAGGGUGGUAAGGAGAACCCUGAAAGCCAGGACCAGGAUCAGGUAGUACAGCAGCUUCACCAGCUUUUAAGUCCAUUUUUGUUGAGAAGAGUGAAAGCCGAUGUUGAAAAAUCGUUAUUACCUAAAAUCGAAACUAAUGUGUAUAUUGGUAUGACCGAUAUGCAAAGGAAAUGGUAUAGACAAUUAUUGGAAAAGGAUAUUGAUGCUGUCAAUGGUGCUGUUGGAAAAAGGGAAGGAAAAACUCGUCUUUUGAACAUUGUUAUGCAACUCAGAAAGUGUUGUAACCAUCCAUAUUUAUUUGACGGGGCUGAACCAGGCCCCCCCUUCACCACAGAUGAACAUUUGGUUUUCAAUGCUGGUAAAAUGAUAAUAUUGGAUAAAAUGUUGCUGAAAUUCAAAAGAGAAGGUUCGAGAGUCUUGAUCUUCUCUCAGAUGUCCAGAUUGUUGGAUAUCUUAGAGGAUUAUUGUUUCUUGAGAGAGUACAAUUAUUGCAGAAUUGACGGUUCAACGUCCCACGAAGAAAGAAUCCAGGCCAUUGACGAUUACAAUGCUCCAGACCUGGAAAAAUUCAUUUUCUUAUUGACCACCAGAGCUGGAGGGUUGGGUAUCAAUUUGACUACUGCUGACAUCGUUAUUCUUUACGAUUCGGAUUGGAAUCCUCAGGCUGAUCUUCAAGCUAUGGAUAGGGCUCACAGAAUUGGACAGAAGAAGCAAGUGAAGGUUUUUCGAUUUGUCAGUGAAAAUGCCAUAGAGGAGAAGGUGUUAGAAAGAGCUGCUCAGAAAUUGAGAUUGGAUCAGUUAGUCAUCCAACAAGGUAGACUGAGUUCAACUGCAGCUAUUGGUAGUAAUAAGGAUGAUUUGAUAGGCAUGAUUCAACAUGGUGCUCAAGAAGUAUUUCAGUCUGACAAGACAGAGAUGUUUGAUGAUGAUAUUGAUGCUAUCUUACAAAGAGGUGCCGAAAAAACCAAGACUUUGAACCUGAAGUUCAAUAAAUUAGGUCUUGAUGAUAUUCAAAACUUUGCCUUCGACAACUCUACUUGGGAAUGGAAUGGUCAAAACUUUUCCAAAAAGGAGAAUGACAAAACUGGAGUUGCGUGGAUCAACCCUAGUAAAAGAGAGAGAAAGGAGCAAACUUAUUCUAUUGAUAAUUAUUAUAAAGAUGUGCUAAAGGCAACUUUAACAACAAAAGCCACCAACUCUCAGUUGAAAGCAAAAGCUCCCAAGCACUAUAACAUUCAGGAUCAUCAGUUCUUCCCCGAUGGCCUUGCUGAACUCCUAGAAAGAGAACAAUUACAGUACAAGCAAGAAGUUGGGUACAAGUACUCUGUAGAUGAGUUUGGAGAUAGCGAUGAGGAGUUUUUGGCUGAUGAAUUCAAGAGCGAUGUCUCUAGAGAAGAAAGAAGACGGAUAGAGCAGAAGAAAGUUGAUUCUGUCAUACCAUUGACUGAAGAAGAAACAAAGGCGAAGGACCAAAUGCUACUGGAAUCGUUCUAUAACUGGACCAGGCGUGACUUCACAAAUUUCAUUCAUGGCUGUGCUAAGCACGGAAGAAACUCUUUCGAGCAGAUAGCUAAGUCAGUUGGGACCAAAACUCCUGAGGAAGUUCAACAGUAUUCACAAACCUUUUGGAAAAAGUAUACUACAAUUGAAGGUUACGAAAAGUACAUUACUCAAAUCGAAUCAAGUGAGAAGAAACUGGCUAAAUUACAGAAACAACAGGAAAUUUUACAUUCAAAAAUGAGUCAAAUCGAAGAUCCAUUGUCAGAUUUAACUAUUGCAUAUCCCCCAAACAAUUCCAAAAGAGUUUAUUCCAAGCUUGAAGAUAGGUUCAUCUUGGCUUGCGUUUAUAAACAUGGAAUCUUCAGUGAAAAUUUGUCUGAGAAAGUAAGAGAAGAAGUAUCAUUGAGUGAUCUUUUCAGAUUUGAUUGGUUUAUGUUAUCCAGAACUGCUCAAGAGCUUGGUAGACGAAUUAACACAUUACUUCUAGCUCUUACACGAGAAGUGGAUACUGCCAACAAAAAGAAAUCAAAACUUCCUAACAUUGGUAGCUCUGCAAAUAGUACUAGACCUGGAUCAACUGAACCAUCUGCAAUACCUAAUGGAGCUGGUGCCAAAAGGAACGGGGAUGAAAAUACGAUUGCUCCCAUCAAAAGAAAGAAGAAAUAA